Molecule: messenger RNA, 4161 nt
Organism: Plenodomus lingam JN3
Lineage: Eukaryota; Fungi; Ascomycota; Dothideomycetes; Pleosporales; Leptosphaeriaceae
Gene: DLD1
Product: D-lactate ferricytochrome c oxidoreductase
Cellular component (GO): mitochondrion; oxoglutarate dehydrogenase complex
Molecular function (GO): flavin adenine dinucleotide binding; dihydrolipoyl dehydrogenase (NADH) activity
Source: RefSeq, a predicted model, not a curated record
AUGCGCCAAGUGUACGGCGGUCCCAAGCUGCCAGUUGAACUGCGCAACCAGUUCGACCCUUCAUACGGUAGCAGGAAAUCUGGGCGCAACGGCCCUGCAACGCGCAAAGACAAGCGUAAGGCAGAUCGCGUUAAGAAAAAGCGGCAGAACAAGCAGGUACGAAGGCCAGCACCUGUUAGACCCGAAAAUGGUAGAGGUCCAGCGAAAAGACAUGGGCAAGGCGACGAGGAUGACGGCGAGGACGAGGACGAGGCGAUCGACUGGGAUAAUGUAACAGAAGACGGGACGCCACCACCUGCACCUGCGAAAGAGUCCCUCAAGAAACCCAAAAGUAUCUUGAGGAAGUCAUCGUCUCAAGAAGAGGACUCGGAAAAGCCUCCGAGCGUACCGCGCGCAAUUAAAGAAAAGCUCAAUCAAGACGACGCUGAGAUCGCCGCCCUAGAAAAGAGAUUGGGUGUAAAGGGCAAGAAAAAAUCCAAGGGUGUGGAACAUGAUGGAUUGGAUGACAUAUUUGGCGAUCUUGGAGACUUUGGCAGCGAGGACGAGGGCCUAGGCCAGCAACCUUUGAAGAGGAAAAGGAACGAGGACGACAACUGGCUUGCAAGCAAACGACAAAAAGCACUAGGUGCGGCGCCAAAAGAUGAUACAGAUGACGACAAAGAUUCAGAAGCAGAAGAAAGCCUAGAUGGGGAGGAUUAUUCUGAUCUGGACGAUCUUGGAGGCUCUGACAUGGAAGGCUUUGACUCCGAAGAGGAUGAAGAGAAUGGAGAAAGCGAGGACGAAGAGCCGAUCCAAUCGCGCGUACGAGAGAAUCCAUACGUCGCACCCAUCGCACCUGGGGCUUCACCGGCGGCCAAAUAUGUGCCGCCCGCGUUACGGGCGCCACCGUCCUCCGAUGCUGAAACUUUAUCCCGACUUAGGAGACAAAUACAAGGUCUCUUCAAUCGACUGUCCGAGGCAAACAUUCUCACUAUUCUUAAAGAUAUCGAAGGUAUCUACCAGAACAACCCUCGAGGCUACGUCAACACGACCCUGAUUGACUUACUCACUGGGAUGCUGUCGGACCCUUCAGCAUUAUUAGACACUUUCUUAAAUCUGCAUGCAGGAUUCAUAGCAGCCAUCUACAAGGUGAUUGGGCCUGACUUCGGGGCGCAGAUGAUAGAACGCAUUGUUUCUGAAUUUGACACACACUAUCAGCACAAUAAAGAGGGAACUGGACAGCAAACGAAGAAUCUCAUCUCAGUUGUGGCAGAGCUUUAUACAUUCCAGGUGAUCGGAAGCAACAUAGUCUUUGACUAUAUCCGAUUCUUCCUAGAUGAGCUUACGGAGAUCAAUACAGAACUGCUUUUGAGGGUGGUGCGAGCAGCCGGACCACAAUUACGCCAGGAUGACCCCACGGCUUUAAAGGACAUUGUAGUGUUGCUACAGAAGUCUUUAGCUAAGGUCGGACAAGCUAACCUCCCUGUACGAACCAAGUUUAUGAUUGAGACUAUCAACGACCUCAAGAACAACAAGAUGAAGACAGGAAUCGCAGCCAGUCACAUGUCCAGAGAGCAUACGACACGAAUGAAGAAGCAAUUAGGCACGUUGAAUUCUCGGAACCUCAAGGCCACAGAGCCACUCCGUGUAGGACUGAAGGACAUCAAAGAUACAGACAAGAAGGGGAAAUGGUGGUUAGUUGGCGCAAGUUGGCGCAACGAGCCUGGCACCGAAGACCCUAUUCAAGAGACGAAAACGAUCCCUCGGCAUACACAGACGCUCGAAAACGAGGACGACGAUAGCGAAAUUGAUCUAGUCCAACUCGCCCGAGAACAGCAGAUGAACACGGACAUCAGGCGGGCCAUUUACAUCUCCAUCAUGUCUGCCAGCGAUUUCAAAGAUGCCCAAAUCCGUCUCAGCAAACUUAAUCUGAAGAGAUCGCAGGAAGUGGAGAUUCCUCGAGUCAUAGUUCAUUGUGCAGGUGCGGAGGAGACGUACAAUCCAUACUAUACAGUUCUUGCUCGCAAGGUUUGCUCUGAUCACAAGUCACGAAAGAGCUUCCAAUUUGCAUUGUGGGACAUCUUCAAGAGCCUAGGCGAAAAGCAAGAUGGAGCAGAUGACUCUGAUGAUGACCAGGACGAUACGAAAAACGAAACAAAUCUACGGAAGAUUGUUAGUCAAGGAAAACUCUAUGGUACGCUCAUCGGCCGAAAAGCGCUACCCAUCACGAGUCUCAAGAACCUCAACUUUCCUUAUAUGCAGCCUAAGACUAAGACUUUUGUCGAAGUCAUUCUUGUUACGACAAUUCUAGAGUCUCUGAAGGGCUCUAAGGACAAGCGAAACGAAAGGGCAGUUCGUGAAAUCUUUGUUGAGGUCGAUCAUGCUCCUGAGAUGAUAGCUGGAUUACAGUUCUUUCUCAAAAAGACAGUGCGCAAGACGGAUAUCGUCGAGAAGGCUGAUAAGGAGACGGUUCGGUGGGCGUGCAAGUCCAUCAUGGACAUCCGCAUAGACCAAGGUGGUUCCCGGCCGAGCGAGUUCCGCAAAAAGCUCAACACCAGCUCCCGAAACGAGGCACCAUCCAUUGCCGCCUGCCAUCUCCGCCAUAUAUCCCACGGCUUUUCUUGGUCCCCCGCCUCUCUCCUGUCGCAAUUCAUCAUGUUCCGGUCCCUGGCACCCCGCGCCCUCCAGAGGGCGACGCGCCCCGUCACCCAGAAGUCUUUCUGUGCAUCGAAUCUAUAUUUCCAGAACCGCCUGCAACGAGGUUAUGCUUCAGAAGCUGCAGAAAAGGAUCUGGUCAUCAUUGGAGGUGGUGUCGCGGGCUAUGUGGCGGCCAUCAAGGCUGGGCAAGCUGGCUUGUCGGUCGCAUGUAUUGAGAAGCGUGGCUCGCUCGGUGGAACUUGCCUCAACGUUGGCUGCAUUCCCUCAAAGUCCCUCCUCAACAACUCCCAUCUUUACCACCAGAUUCUCCAUGACACAAAGGGCCGCGGUAUCGAGGUCGGCGAUGUCAAGCUCAACCUCCCCGCCAUGAUGAAGGCAAAGGACACCUCCGUCGCCGGCCUGACCAAGGGCAUCGAAUUCCUUUUCAAGAAGAACAACGUCGAAUACAUCAAGGGAACUGGUGCUUUUCAAGAUGAGCACACUAUUGCUGUCAACCUGGUUGAAGGUGGCGAGACCAGUGUUCGCGGAAAGAACAUCCUAAUUGCUACUGGCUCUGAGGCCACACCCUUCCCCGGCCUGACCAUUGACGAGCAAAAGGUUAUUACUAGCACUGGUGCUAUCAACCUGCAAGAGGUGCCUGCAAAGAUGACCGUCAUUGGUGGUGGUAUCAUUGGUCUUGAAAUGGCCUCCGUCUGGUCGCGUCUCGGCUCUGAGGUCACCGUUGUCGAGUUCUUGGGUCAGAUUGGUGGCCCCGGCAUGGACAACGAGAUUGCGAAGCAGAGCCAAAAGAUCCUCCAAAAGCAGGGUCUGAAGUUCAAGCUCAACACCAAGGUCACCGCUGGUGAGGUGCACGAUGCUGGCGUAAAGGUCAGCGUCGAGGCCGCAAAAGGUGGCAAGGAGGAGACUCUGGACGCUGAUGUCGUUCUCGUUGCUAUCGGCCGUCGCCCAUACACUGCCGGUCUUGGUCUUGACAACAUCAGCCUCGAGACUGAUGAGAGGGGCCGUCUGAUUAUCGACCAGGAAUACCGCACCAAGAUCCCCCACAUUCGCUCCAUUGGUGACUGCACAUUCGGACCCAUGCUUGCCCACAAGGCUGAGGAGGAAGCUGUUGCAGCCAUUGAGUACAUCACUAAGGGACACGGCCACGUCAACUACGGUGCCAUUCCUUCCGUCAUGUACACCCACCCAGAAGUCGCUUGGGUUGGCCAGAACGAGCAGGAGCUCAAAGCAGCCGGCAUCAAGUACAAGACUGGAAACUUCCCCUUCUCCGCCAACUCGAGAGCCAAGACCAACCUCGAUACCGAUGGCUUCGUCAAGUUCCUCUCAGAUGCUCAGACCGACCGGAUAUUGGGUAUUCACAUCAUUGGAGCCAAUGCUGGUGAAAUGAUCGCUGAGGGUACUCUUGCAUUGGAGUACGGUGCCAGUUCAGAGGAUGUCGCACGCACAUGCCAUGCUCAUCCUACGCUCGCCGAGGCGUUCAAGGAGGCUGCCAUGGCCACCUACGACAAGGCUGUUCACUACUAG